This is a messenger RNA of Esox lucius (northern pike), 9139 nucleotides long. RefSeq names its product 1-phosphatidylinositol 4,5-bisphosphate phosphodiesterase epsilon-1. Gene Ontology annotation, biological process: small GTPase-mediated signal transduction; lipid metabolic process; phosphatidylinositol-mediated signaling. Gene Ontology annotation, molecular function: phosphatidylinositol-4,5-bisphosphate phospholipase C activity; guanyl-nucleotide exchange factor activity. The record is from RefSeq and is a predicted model, not a curated record. The coding region runs from base 279 to 7535 and encodes 2418 amino acids. The transcript has 32 exons. Lineage: Eukaryota; Metazoa; Chordata; Actinopteri; Esociformes; Esocidae.
GCCUGGUGAGGUCCCUGUUUCUGUGACUCCUUAGUUUCCCCCCUUCCCAGAUCCCUUUUUUUCUCUCUCCGUUUUCCCUAAUCACUCUCUUUUCCUCUCCUCCCAGUCACCCUCUUUUUCUGUAGUGUGGAAAGGAGCUGGGACACAUCUGGUCAGCUUUUACUGAAUCAGGAUAGACAAACGGCAACCUUUCACACAAAGGAAUCUCCUGGUGGCACAGCUGAAAGGAGGAAAAGGAGGAAGACAGGCUGUCAGACAGGUUAGACAGGCAGACGGAAAUGAUGCUGGAGGAAUUAUCUACCAGCAACCAGGACAGGACUGAACCUCAUGCCAAAAUAACAGACCAUGGGACUGUGAGGUCCUGGAGUCGACAUGGGGUUAAAGUUCAAUUACACUCUGUAGACACAGAUGCACCGUCACUAACAUCACCACCAUCACCGCCCCCACCGCCAUCAUCACCAUCACCACCGUCACCGCCCCCACCGCCAUCAUCACCAUCACCACCGUCACCACCGUCACCACCGUCACCACCGUCACCAUCAGGUAAACACUCCAGCAGUGCCUGCUGUACUUUGGAGGCUGUGGAUCCUGGAUCACAACAGAAAGAGUGUGUGGCUUUACAGCAUUCAAGUAAACCUUCCGAAGGCCGCUGUGCGUUUAGCCACAGGACAGGCAUUGGGCCUUAUGAGCCGUGCUGCAGCCAGACAAAACAUAUGCCAGACGUCUGCAAGGACAGCAGCACUCCAACCCAUGGAGCAAGCGUCACACCUCCAUCAUGUACAGCUCGUGAAAUAGGUCAUGUUCCGCCGAGCAUUGUGGGUAACGUAGUACAUUAUGGUACAGACGUACGCAAGACUGUCAUGGAGUUGGAGUCGCAGGCGUUUUCUCCUUCGUGUAAUCGAAGGACGCUACCAGCUGGGGCCAGUAGCAAGAACUGGUUUCAGGGCUUGCUCUACUCUGCUACCUCCUCAGGCGUUACUAGAGAUAAGGAGGCAAUAGGGGGCAAGAUGUCAGGAUCAGCAUCCUCAGUGUCUUCAGCAUCCUCAGCGUCUUCAGUGUCCUCAGUGUCUUCAGUAUCUUCAGUGUCCUCAGUGUCCUCAGCGUCUUCAGUGUCCUCAGCGUCUUCAGUGUCCUCAGCGUCUUCAGUGUCAUCAGUGCCGUGUUCAACCAUGAAGGUCACUACAGGCAGCUUUUCCUUCUGCCUUGUAGAGGAAAUGACAUCGACGGUAACCGACAGCACUUGCGCCCAUGGAUUUGGAGAUGGCCACCUCAGUCCAGGUGGGAAAGUGAAAAGUCAACGGUGCUCCGCUCUAGCACCCCUUCCUACUUGUCCUCCCGACAAACUCACAGAGUUGAAGAUGGACUCAGAGGACGGGUUAGCUCCUGACUGCGAGGCUGAGGAGGACUGUGUGCAUAAGCGGGAGCGUUCAACAGUCCUGAUCCGUAGGUUCUUGAGGGACAACCAGAGGGUGAAGAAGUCCGUGUGUACUGGAACACGAGCUAUCCUCAGGACGUUACCUUCAGGGGGGAUCGGUGAAGAGGCCUGGGACACUGUCUGUAGAAGGGAGGAAGACCGUUUCUCUGGGCCUAGUGAAUACAGCCGAUUGAGUGGACGCAGUAGACAAAGGCCAACCUCUCAGAGUCUGCGUCUGCAAGCAUGUAAACUUCUUCAAGGAAUAAAUGGAGAUAUGUUUUUUGAGGCAUGCCGCGCCCUGAGUUCUGAGGCAAGGGUAGCCUGUUCAGGAGAGCUACUCUUGUCUUCUAGAAAGCUACUGCAGUCUACAGAGAAGAGGGAUCUGUGUUGUAGGAGGGACACAUUUCCAUGGCCGGGUGGAGGAGGGGUAUCUAGCUACAGAGCAACGAUACACAGGACGGACAUCUCUCUCUACAUUUCAGGGACCCUCCUGGAAGUGGUUCUGUCCAUCGGCAGUAGAGGAGACUGUUCUCCUCCCUGUAUUACCACCAGUCCCUCAGGCUGGGCUGUCCUGAAAGAGCGUCAGCUUCAUUCCCCAAUGGCAGGCUCCAGCGUGGUCCCAGCAUCUCCACUGGCAGAGGUCAGCAAGGAGCUGUCUGACCUCCGACCCCUUCUAAGUUUCCCAGAGGAGUUGGCAUAUGUCCUCAUGGAGCAGGAGCUGCAGCUCUACAGACAGAUCCUACCACUGGACUACCUGUGCUUCCUCACCCAGGAGCUGGGAGGGGCUGGCCAGCCCCAUCUACCUGUACAACCACACCUCUUGGCUGGCUGCAGUCAGACCCGCAAUGCUGUGGAGGACCUGGUGACAAGAUUCAACCAGGUGAGCUCCUGGGUGACAUGGAUGAUUCUGACAGCAGGUUCUAUGGAGGAGAAGAGAGACGUGUUCUCAGAUCUAGUCCACGUAGCCAAGUGCUGUUGGAACUUAGGAAACUACAACACCGUCAUGGAGUUCCUUGCUGGACUCAGGUCUCGCAAGGUGCUGAAGAUGUGGCAGUUCAUGGACCCGUCCAACAUCGAGACCAUGCGGGCCCUGAAGGAUGCCAUGGCACACCAUGAGACAUCUGAAGACUACAGGAAGGUGGUCUCGCGUGCCCUCCACAUCCCAGGCUGUAGGGUGGUGCCAUUUUGUGGGGUCUUUCUAAGAGAACUAGGGAUGGCCCUAGAUGGAGCAGCUAGCCUAAUCAGUCUCAAACCACACCUCAUCUCUAAGGACUCUGUGGAGUUUGUCUGCGAGUACAACGGACAGGACAACUUCCUACAACGGGCGGGGCCAGGUGGGCUCAACCAACCAGAGAAGGAAGCAACGGUUAACAACAUCCUGCAGACCAUCCGUAGCUGCCACCGCAGUCUGGAGUCUGAGGACUGGGAGGAGUCAGGAGUGGUAGGUGAUGGAUGCAUUCCUGGCUCACGCAGAAACUCCAUCAAGGACGGGAAUCGCAACCAGUUUAGUGUGGGCGAUCUCAUCGACUCUGCGGGUGACCUGUCAGACCAAUCACAGGGCAUGGACACAGACCUCCAGGGUGCGGGCGAGAGGAUUCAGAAGGCCUUUGCCCAUGGUACUGAGCUCAUCCCCUGGUACGUCCUUUCCUUACACCCCCACGUGCACCACUUCCUCCAAAAUGGCGCUACCAUGAUCCACUACGACCAGGACUCCCAUCUCACCGCUCGCUGCCUGCUCCGACUCCAACCUGACAAUUGUGUCCUCACUUGGGCCAAGCUCCACAGUGGCAGUGUGGGUCUCGCUGGAUCUUGCUCUGGCCCUGAUUCUUCCAAACUCCGGAGCCCCACUGGGUCAGGGGCUUGUGGUCAGACCCUACCCCACUGCAGGCCUCAGUACUGUGGGCAGGCCAUUCUGAAAGGACUAGCUGAUGGAUUCCUGGAUCUUUCUGUGGCUAAAGCUGUCUUCAUGGGACAUCCUGGUGCAGACAUUCAGACAGUAUGCCUUCAGAACAAGCUCUCGUGCGGGCUGAAUCUGGAGGAGUGUGGGGUGACUGUACUCUAUGGGCUUCAUACGACAGACAACAGGCUGUUACACUUUGUGGCCCCCAGAAACACAUCUAGGAUGGUGUAUGCUGGGUUGCAGGCUUUGUUAGCUGCUCACAAGAGGAUGAGGAGGUUCCCUGACCAAAGACUUCAGUGGCUCCGGAGAAAGUAUGUCAACCUCUAUCAGGAGGAUGGCAGGUAUGAGGGUCCCAUACUAGCCCAGGCCAUCGAGUUGUUCGGUGGCAGGAGAUGGAGUGUAGGUGCCGGCAGCAUGGAGAAGUCUGGAAUUCAGAAGAACAGCCAUCUUAAUGUUAACUCCAAUCAGAAGACUGUUAACUCCACUAAAAAGAAAAAGAGGACUGUGACUAGAGGGGACAGUGGGGAUGCCACAGAUGAUGACAUGGUGUCACAGAAGAUGAAGAGCGGUUGGGAUGUCUUAGGGUUGAGCGCCUCGGAUCCAACGAGCAAUGUGGACCAAGAGCCGGAUGACAGCAGCUCCUAUGGGGUCCCUGGGCCUCUCUCCACCCCCACCAGUAGAUCCAUGGCCAUAAGCACCUCUUCCACUUCCAUUGCCUCAUCAACAUCAGCCUCCAUCCACAAGGCUCAGAUGGGUAAUAGGACCAGUCAGACACUGCCUAGCCGGAGUAAGAACCAAUCAAAGAACUUCCAGAACCUCAUGGUGUCAGAUGGAACAAUGAGCUUUACAGAGUUUAUUGAACUCUUCAAGUCCUUCAGUAUUCGGAGUCGUAAGGACCUGAAGGACCUGUUUGAUGCCCAUGCUGUGCCGUGUGGUCAGUCCACCCAAGAGCCCGCUCCACUUUACACUCACCUCAACAUUGAUGACAGAGUCACAGGACUGCAACCAGACCUGGACCUGCUGACCCGUAACGGUCUGGACCUUGGCCUUUCUAUUCGGAUCAAGCGACACAUGUCCGACAAUCAAAAGCAUAUUUCAGAUGCCAUUGCUGCGGCCAGCAUCGUGACCAAUGGUACUGGCGUGGAGACCGCCUCGCUGGGAUCCCUGGGCAUGACCAUCACCCACCUCAACGACUUCUUGGUCAACUACCAGGGAGAGAACCACUCGCAUGAUGAAGUCCUAAAAAUGAUCCAGAAAUUUGAGCCAUCCGCCAGUUUGCGUCAGAUAGGCUGGAUGUCCUUUGAGGGAUUUGCCCGCUAUCUGAUGGACAAGGACAACUGGGCUUCCAGGCUGGAAGAGUCACCACUGAAAGUAGAAGACCUUCAGUACCCACUAACAUACUACUACAUCGCUUCAUCACACAACACCUACCUGACUGGCCACCAACUCAAAGGGGAGUCGUCAGUGGAGCUCUACAGCCAGGUUCUCCUCCAAGGAUGCCGGAGUGUUGAACUGGACUGUUGGGAUGGAGAUGACGGCAUGCCAAUUAUCUACCAUGGACACACCCUGACGACCCGAAUACCCUUCAAGGAUGUGGUGGAGGCAGUGAACCGAUCUGCGUUCGUGACCUCUGACCUACCUGUGAUACUGUCCAUAGAGAAUCACUGCUCCCUGCCACAGCAACGCAAAAUGGCUGAAAUCUUCAAGACUGUGUUUGGGGAUAAGCUAGUGACAAAGUUCUUGUUCGAGAGUGAUUUCUCAGACGACCCACUACUGCCAUCGCCAUGGCAACUGAGGGGGAAAAUCCUCCUCAAGAACAAGAAGCUGAAGGCUCACCAGACACCGGUGGACAUCCUUAAACAGAAGGCUCAUCAGUUGGCCCAGAUGCAAGCUCAGACCAGUCCUGUGAUGCCACCAUUCCCAGCCAUCAUCAACGAGGACGAGGAGGACGAAGAAUAUGAGGAUGAGUACGACUAUGAGUAUGAAUCACUAUCUGAUGCUGACGUCCUGAAUAUAUCUGCUGCUUCUAAUGUCCCAUCAGAUAAUAUUCUGGAGGACAGACUGGAUGGAAAACUUCUGGCAGUGGAGAAGUUACAGGUCGAACACAGUGACGAAGUUCCUAAAAAGAUGAAGAAAUGCGAGAGCACAACUCACAACAAAGGAAUGGUAUUUGGCAAAGAGCUGGAAGAAGAGUUCAAGCUACCUCGAAGUAAGAAGGAAGGGCGCCAGAUCGCCCAGGAGCUCUCAGAUCUGGUGAUCUACUGCCAAGCUGUUAAAUUCCCAGGUCUGUCCAGCCCCACUCCAUCUGAGUCUCCCAGGGAUAGAAAGGACACAAAGGAAAUUUGUCCCAGAGGAAAGGGCAGGAGGUCCAUCUUUGGGAAUGCUCCAGUUAAAGGUGUUCCAGUGGACCCAGUGGCAGUGAUGCGGGCUUCAGUUAGAGGAGCAGCUUCAGAUGGCUCUCGCCCCAACUGGGAAGAAUCCCCCAACUCCCCUCCUUACACCUGUAACGCCUCCCUGAGCUCCCUCAUCCGCACCCCAAAGUGCUACCACGUUUCCUCGGUCAAUGAGAACGCCGCCAAGCGCCUGUGUCGUCGCUAUUCCCAGAAGCUGAUCCAACACACCAGUGCCCAGCUCCUGCGGACCUACCCAGCUGCCACACGUAUUGACUCAACCAACCCCAAUCCCUUACUCUUCUGGUUGCAUGGAAUCCAGCUGGUCGCCCUCAACUACCAGACCGAUGACCUGCCCCUGCAGCUGAAUGCGGCCAUGUUUGAGCCUAACGGAGGUUGUGGAUAUGUUCUAAAGCCCCCAGUCCUGUGGGACCCUAGCUGCCCACUCUACGGACACUUCUGCCCCUUGGACAGAGACCCAGAGGGCAUGAACCCCGCCCUGAUCUCUCUCACUAUCAUCUCUGGUCAGAAUGUUUGCCCAGGGAUCUCAGCAGGCAGUCCCUGCAUUGAGGUGGACAUAUUAGGCGUACAGAUGGAUGUGUGUCACUUCCGCACCAAACCUGUCCACCGUAACGUCUUGAACCCCAUAUGGAACCAGAGAUUCCACUUCCCCCUGCUAAUGGCUGACCUGGCCUUCCUACGCUUUGCUGUGGUGGAACACAACAGCUCCCAGACCACCGCUCAGAGGAUCAUACCACUCAAAGCACUCCGAACAGGAUACAGACAUGUGCAGCUGAGGAACCAGCACAAUGAGGUCCUGCCAGUCUCUAGUCUGUUUAUCUACAGCCGUAGAACUGAAGACAGUGGAGCAGCAGGUUCACAGCCAGCAUCACGGCUCUUCUGUACAGAGGAACGUAGGUCUACUAUGGAGUACAAGGUCACUGUACUUGGAGUCCCUGGGCCUGAGCCUUUCACUGUGUUUAAUGUGAGCGAGAAGACCACUGCCGGUCAGCUCCUAAACCAUAUCCUUUUGUCCCUCUCCUCCACUCUCUUCUCUCUCUCUUCUUGCUUUCUAAUUGAAGAGAUGGUGGCAUUGUCCCAGGAGAGGGGUGAGACCAGGGAGGAGAGAGGGGAGGCUCGGAGGCCUCUCUUACAGAGAACAAUCAGGCCUGAGGAGGAGAUUCUAAAGGUUGUUCAGAGCUGGAACCCUAACGAAGGCUACCUGGGCAGAAUAUGCCUCAAAACCAGAAAAAAGCCUGUGAAUGAAGGGAAUUCCGUUACAGAGGAGAUGGAGGUAAACUGCGGACUGGACAAUGAUUCCUUCCUGGUCGAAGUACAUGAAGUGUCCCCUGAACAAUCCCUGAUGACCCUCAGAGCUCCCAGACAAAUCACAGCCAAUGAGCUCAUCCAGCAGACACUCAAGAAAGCCAGACAGUCCAAUCUGCUGCUGUCAGGGGCCAACGCCAGCGACUACACUCUGAUAGAGGAGGUUAUCAAGGAGCCCCUGGGGCGCAGGCUUCCUUCCAGACCUAGCCAAAGGACCCUUCUGGACCAGGAGUGUGUAUUCCAGGCCCAGGGAAGGUGGAGGGGUCAGGGGAAGUUCAUCCUUAGACUCAGAGAGCAGACUCAGGGAAAGGAGACAGUGCGUGAAGACUGUGUCAGACCAGUUCGAGAAGAUCGGCGGAAAGGAAUAUCACUGGCGAGUGAGCUGAAACGACUUACAGGCCGAAGUCGAGCUGUAUGGAUUGGGGCUCACACCUGCUCUGAGACUGUGAACAGCAAAGACGAGAGGGCAGCUUACUGUCUGCAUCUGAGCGAGACCAGAGAAUGAUAUUACUGGUUCUGCUCUACUAGCAGACAUAAUGAAUGUGAUACUCUAGAGAUCCCAUUAUGCAUAGUGAAUUAUAGGAUUUCUAUGGUCAAAAGUCUCUGAAGUUUCUGAUCAAUCAAAUCCAAGCCUACUUGAGCCAUACUUUAGCAAGAAGGCACCAGGGGUGUGGUAAAUGACCAAAACACCACAACUGGGCAGUUUUUGAGCACAAUGUAAAACAGAAUACCUGGAUACAGCCUAAAACCAUGUUAAAACAGCAAUAUUCCAAAAACCCCUGAAGUGCCUUAUUCAUAUAAUAAACUGGUUACCAACACAGAACAGUAAAUUAUUCUCUUUCCAUAUACAUAGUAUACUGUGACAUAUACCACAGCUUUCAGCCAAGCAGCAUUCAGGAUUCCAACCAAUUUGGCAUCUGGCAAUCCGACUUAAAGCUUGAAUGCUUCAGGAUGGGUUUAUUCCAGUCAAUUCAGGAAGUACACUGAAAUUCCAAUUAAUUUAAAUGAGGAAUAUUUGUAAUUGGAAUGAUGUCUUUUUUUCUCAGUUGACUGGAAUUGUCUUACUGGAGAAUCGUCUGAUUAGUCAGUGUAUGUGCAAUCGUUAAUCUUUUGGACUUAAGAAAAUGCCCCAACCCUCGAAUCCUUACAUAUUUUCCAAAUAUAUGUUUUUAUACCAAUGGAUUCUUGAAGGAUGUGUUCAUGAGCUCAGCUCAACUGUUGUACCCCAUUAAAGCUUGUUUCUUUCACUCCAAUGUUUGUAAACAAUGCAACAAUGUAAACAUAACAUGGUAAAAACAAUGAUUUUUAUUACUUGGGUUAUCUUUCUUUGUUUAAUUAGCUUUCAGUAUACACUUGAGUGGAUAAUUUUACUUAGACACCUCCCUCAUCAACAAAGACUCAAUAAGCAAUUUGUGUUGGAUCAAAUUCUAAAUUUGAUUUUUUUUUUAUAUUCUUAUCUGCUAUCAAUGCAUGUACACGUUAUACUUCUAAUCUAACUUUGGCGUCUUCAUCCCCCUUCAGGCAGUCUAAUUAAGGACAUCCAAGAUGGAUUAAUACAGGUGUUGAAAUGAGAGAACUUGGACCAGGCCACAAUCCAAUAAAUCAAAUCUAAAAGAGUUGUUUUACCUGGUGCUAACAUGUACCAUAUUCUGAUUUUACCACAUUUAGUAGUAUAAUCCAUCCACUGUGGUCAUCUUAUCAGUUUGUUUUAGUCUUCCCCUGUCCAACAACGUGGACACCUUUACAAUGUGGACAGGAUCCGGGCAAAGGACGUCUUCAACCAAGAAAUUAACAGGGCUAAUGUUUACCUGGAGGUGGAAAUGUGAAUUUGUUCCUUUCUGCCUAAUAUUCCCUUGAGGUAUGUAGAAGUAGAUUUGAAUCAAGUGGAACUUAAAAGACAAACUGUAAGGACUGCAGGAAACAAGUAGAUUUCCUGCAGUGGUACUCUCGUACACAUGGUGGCCACUUUCUGGUUGAGGAGACAGAUUCUCAAUCUCCCAUGGUCUGUGGAUUUCACCACCCGUCCCUCAGACCUUUUACAUUAAAAACAAAUGUGUAUUGCUGGCUUACAACACUGUGGAAGUACUAUUAUGACCUAUUCCCCAGUGU